GUGGAUAUCCUUUCCAUUAAUAGGGGGGAUUCGAUAGAAACCCUAGAUAUAAAACCAAGAAGCAGUCCCUGCUUCCAUACCGUUCGAAUCACAAUACUACAGACCUAUUUUGUUAGUAGAAUUCAUAAAGGAGGUAUUGGAAGUAGAAGAUUGCUUCAUCCCUGCACCAGAAGCAUAAUGGCGACAGCUACUCAAACCACGUCACUCAAUUUUACUAACAUUGAAACAUUGACUGGUUCGAAUUUUAAAAAAUGGAAAGAGGAUAUUGAGAUAGUGUUGGGACUGAUGGAUCUGGAUCUGGCCUUGAGAGAAGAUCAGCCUGCAACAAUCACUACUGAAAGCACUACAUAUCAAAGGAUUAAGUCUGAAAAAUGGGAGAGAGCCAAUAGAAUGUCAAUAAUGAUCAUGAAAAAGGCCAUGGCUCAGUCGGUGAAAGGAGGAAUUCCAAAGCACACCAAUGCCAAGGCUUUUCUUGCUGUCAUUGGGCAUUAG
Malus domestica (apple) is the source of this 492-nucleotide messenger RNA. NCBI's taxonomy places the organism in Eukaryota, Viridiplantae, Streptophyta, Magnoliopsida, Rosales, Rosaceae. The record is from RefSeq and is a predicted model, not a curated record.